AUGGCGAAUAAGUUUGGAUUAGGUUCUUUAUCUUUAGAAACUAAAAAACCUAACACUACAGCGUGGAUAUAUAAAGCGAAACCUUACUUCGUGGAUCAAGUCGGGGACACUCUUCAAGGUGAUUUAGAUAUGAACAAUUUUAGCAUAACUAAUUUAAAGUCUCCGGAAAACGAUAACGAUGCCAUUCACAAGAAAUAUUUACGGGAACAAAUAAAUUCAAUUGAAGUAAAAGUUGAUUCAUUAUUCUUCACACAAGUCUUCUUAACACAAAGCUUAUAUAUACCUAAUAAAAAAUUUAACGCUAAAAAAUUUCUUCUGUUUAUCAAUGGUACAAAAAAUGUAGAAACUAAAGAAUAUGAAAGUAACGACGAAAACAACAAGGUUAAUCACUUGUAUGAAAUUAAAACGAGUGGAAAAUAUAUAGAUAGGUUUAGAAUGUUAAUCGUACAAGAUAAAGAAGAAGAUGAAUUUAUAUUGAGUGAUUUUGAUAUGAUAUUGGAGGCGGAAACUCCACCAUCAAUGAAUAUUAUUAGAAAUCCACAACCAGAAAAAAAAGAUAUAAGCUUUUAUGAGUUUUUACGAGCAACAGACUUUGAAUACGUAAAACUAUAUUUUGUUGAUAAUGGUAAAUUUACCUCAAUUGAUAUUCAUAAAAGUCAACAAAAACAAAAUUUCUUAAUAAGAGAUGAUGCAUAUGUUAAUAUAAUAAUCUAUAUUGAAAAACCAAAAUUUUCAGUUCAUCUGAAUAAGAUUGAUGAUUCGAAAGAACAAAUAUCGUUAGUAUCUGUAAAAGUUUUUAUUAAUAAACACCUAGCAGCUUUAUCAGAAGUUCACUUAAUUUAA
Molecule: messenger RNA, 843 nt
Organism: Lottia gigantea (owl limpet)
Lineage: Eukaryota; Metazoa; Mollusca; Gastropoda; Lottiidae
Exons: 2
Coding region: 1-843 (280 amino acids)
Source: RefSeq, a predicted model, not a curated record